Messenger RNA from Saprolegnia diclina VS20, 666 nucleotides. RefSeq lists its product as hypothetical. NCBI's taxonomy places the organism in Eukaryota, Oomycota, Saprolegniomycetes, Saprolegniales, Saprolegniaceae. The record is from RefSeq and is a predicted model, not a curated record. The transcript has a single exon. Bases 18 to 599 code for a protein of 193 amino acids.
CUCGCAACAGUAUCAACAUGGGUGUCUGCAUGUCGUCCGAAGAGUUUAGCGCCUUACCGCUCGUGCCGCAGUCCAACUUUGUCGCGAUCGACCACACAUUCACGGCCCCCCGCGUCGUAACGCUGGACGUCAAGUGCCAGAUCUGGUCAAGUUUGGGCAAGGACUUUCUCAUCCGCGAUGCUGAUACUGGCGAGGUGUACUUUCGUCUCGAGGCCAAAGACUCCUCGUUCCACGACCAAAAAGUCCUCCGCGACAACCGCGGGAACGUGGUCGCUGUGACCAAGGAAGACCUCCGCGAGUACACGCAGCACGUGUACUCGAGCGAAGCAACCGACCACGAGCUCCUUGCUAUCAAAGCGCGCCACAAUGUGGGCUAUCCCGAGCUCGGGUGCAGCGUUCGAAACCUCUCGACAGGACGCGUGCACGAGCUGCGCUGCAAGGGCGCCUGGACACACCGCGCGAUCAUCUCGAUCGACGGCGGCGUUGUCAUUGCCAAGAUAGACCAAAAGUUUGACCUCGGCGGGGUCCGAUACUCGGUGGAAGUCGCACCAGGCGUCGACCUUGCACUCAUGACAUUGGUGUGCAUCGCCAUGGACUAAGACCAUGGACUAAGACCACACUCGCAACUUGUCUCAACUUUUGAAUUGUGAUUAUCCUAUUGAAAUA